CGUUCGAGACCUAUAGGCUAUAGCUCGCGACGACUCCCCUCUUGCUUAAGAAGAGACGGAAGGGCAACUAUCCCAGGGCGGUGGAAGGGAAGCGAACGAUCGGUAUGGGAAUCGCCGGCAAUCUGACCGCAGAGCAGCUCGACUUCUUUAAUGUCAAUGGUUAUUUGGUCGUCGAAUCGUUCUCGGGCUCCGAAGAGAUCAAGGAGAUGAGAGACCGGAUGGAGGAGUUGUUGAACGGGUUUGACGGCUCCUACUCGUCCAUUUUCUCGACGACGAACCAGCAGCAACAUACGGAUGCUUACUUCUUUGAGAGCGCAGAGAAGAUCUCCUUCUUUUUCGAAGAGAAAGCAUUUGGAGAUGAUGGAUGUUUGAAACAGCCAAAGGAGCUCUCCAUUAAUAAAGUUGGUCAUGCCCUACAUGAACUAGAUCCCGUUUUCAAAAAGUUCUCAACCUCAGACAAGUUGUUGGGCAUGCUUUUUUCAUUGGAUUACAAGAAACCCGUGGUUAUACAAUCCAUGUAUAUCUUUAAGCAACCGGGCAUCGGUGGAGAGGUAACUCCGCACCAGGACAACUCAUUCCUGUACACAGACCCUCCCUCUUGCACAGGAUUAUGGCUGGCACUAGAAGAUGCAACCAUCAACAAUGGUUGUCUGUGGGCCAUUCCAGGCUCCCACAAGAAUGGUCUGAAGAGGAGGUUUAUUAGAGAUGAAAAUGGAGUACACUUUGAUGAACCUUCACCAUCCUAUGAUCAGAAAGAUUUUGUACCAUUAGAGGUCAAAGAAGGCGCUUUAGUUGUUAUACACGGCGACCUUAUCCAUCAAAGUUUCGAGAACAAGUCGUCCAAAUCAAGGCAUGCCUUGAGUUUGCAUGUUGUAGAAACUCAAGAACGUGAAUGGGCAAAGGAUAACUGGAUUCAAAGAAAAGUUGAUCCAGUGCCACUUUAUGCUCGUUAACUCGAGCAGUCAAGAACAAGAAACAAGUGCCCCUCAAAAUAAAACGGGUAAUGUAUCAAAUUGCACCCGUUUUAGUUGAUAUUUUUUCUUUAAAAUGCCCUGUUAGAUAGUUUAUAUCAAAUCUUGAUGAUAUUAAGUUUGUGGGAUUAAACCAUAGACAUGCAAAUUGACAUUUCUUUAGCAUCAUCUUAAAUGCUUAAGUUAUUCCAAUGUGGGAAA
This is a messenger RNA of Zingiber officinale, 1172 nucleotides long. Its product is annotated as phytanoyl-CoA dioxygenase-like. Gene Ontology annotation, molecular function: phytanoyl-CoA dioxygenase activity. The record is from RefSeq and is a predicted model, not a curated record. Bases 105 to 953 code for a protein of 282 amino acids. The transcript has 9 exons. Lineage: Eukaryota; Viridiplantae; Streptophyta; Magnoliopsida; Zingiberales; Zingiberaceae.